AUGAAGUUCGCCUACUUUUUGUUGGCUGCGAUUGCCUCCGCCAAUCCAGUUGAAAACGUUUUGCAAUUGAACAGAAGAGAUUCUUUCAACUUCACAAACGCUACAACUGAAAGUCUCACUACCAUCAGUCUCACUACCACCGUCUCUAAAUUGACUACCAUUUACCCUACAGCUGGUUCCGUUUCUAAAGCUAGCUCAGAAUCUUCUGCUUCUGCCGCUGGUUCUAGCUCUGUUUCUGCUGCUGAUGUGACCUCUGCUGCAAUCUCUGCUGUCAGCCCAGCUCCUCCAAUCUCCAUCUCAGCUUCCAGUAGUGCUUCCGAAUGUUCAUCAACUGAUUCACCUAUUAAUGAAUACGGUUUAUACAAGAACCCAAAUGCCAUUAAGCCAAAGGCGUUCAUCAUUUCUAUGUUUCACUAUGAAACUAUCUGGUACGAAAAGUUGGAUUUUGCCCACAACAUUACCGUUCCAGGUCUUUCUCCACUUUUCCCACACGUACAUUGUGUUACCAACUACAGUAUUUGUCAAUUCAUCACCGGUGAAUCAGAAAUUAAUGCUGCUGCCUCUGUUACCGCUUUGAUGUUGUCCCCUCUCUUUGACCUCUCCGAAACUUACUUCUUGAUUGCUGGUAUCGCUGGUGGUGACCCUUCACAAGUCACUUUGGGUUCAGCCACUUUUGCUGAAUACGUUGUUCAAGUUGGCCUUGAAUAUGAAGUUGAUUCACGUGAAAUUCCAGAGAAGUACAACUGGACCACCGGUUACUUCCCAUACGACUCCUAUGAACCAGAUGCAUACCCAGGAAGUUGGUACGGUACCGAAGUUUUCCGUGUUAACGGUAAAUUAAGAGACAGAGCCUUUGAAUUGGCUUCUAAUGUUACUCUUAGCGUCGGCACUGCAAAGAACGUUGCCUUCAGAGAAUUAUACGACUACGCUCCAGCCAACCAAGCUCCUGCUGUUGUUAAGUGUGAUGGUGUUACCUCCGAUACUUACUGGUUUGGUGACAUUUUGACUUCCUACUUCAGCAACUUGACUCACACCAUGACCAAUGGUUCUGCUACUUUCUGUGCCACUGCUCAAGAAGAUAACGCCAGUAUGGAAGCCAUUAUGAGAGCUCACUUAUUCGGUCUUGCUGAUUUUUCAAGAGUUGUUGUUAUGAGAACUAUCUCUGAUUUCGCCAGAGCUCCACCAAAAUAUGACGAUGAUGCCAUCAACUUCUUCAACAAUGUUUCCCAGGGUGGUUCUUAUGUCUCAAUCGAAAACAUUUACAGAGCCGGUUUGCCAUUCAUUGAGGAUGUUUUGGAAAACUGGGACACUUUGUAUAGCGUCGGUGCUUUUAAAACUGAUGAGUACUUGGGCGACGUUUUUGGUACUUUGGGUGGUACUCCAAACUUUGGUCCAGGUGCCAUUACUGAACCAGAAGCUUGA
Molecule: messenger RNA, 1422 nt
Organism: Saccharomycopsis crataegensis
Lineage: Eukaryota; Fungi; Ascomycota; Saccharomycetes; Ascoideales; Saccharomycopsidaceae
Product: purine-nucleoside phosphorylase
Exons: 1
Coding region: 1-1422 (473 amino acids)
Biological process (GO): transmembrane transport; nucleoside metabolic process
Cellular component (GO): endoplasmic reticulum
Molecular function (GO): catalytic activity
Source: RefSeq, a predicted model, not a curated record